This is a messenger RNA of Colletotrichum graminicola M1.001, 1377 nucleotides long. Its product is annotated as pre-mRNA processing factor 3. Lineage: Eukaryota; Fungi; Ascomycota; Sordariomycetes; Glomerellales; Glomerellaceae. The record is from RefSeq and is a predicted model, not a curated record. Gene Ontology annotation, biological process: mRNA splicing, via spliceosome. Bases 1 to 1377 code for a protein of 458 amino acids. The transcript has a single exon. Gene Ontology annotation, cellular component: U4/U6 x U5 tri-snRNP complex.
AUGGCUGCACUCAAAGCAAGAGUCGCUGCAGCGAUCGGAGGUACCAAAGCAAAGGGGGGUCUCAAUGUCGGGUUGCACCCAGUACUUGAGAGCCUCAGCCAGGCAAAGCCUCUGGGCAGAACAAGCGAUGUGAAGCCAUCGGGCAUCCGGUCACAAUUUGAAACCAGCUCAGCGAAUUCGUCUGGCUACAGAACGUCAGAUGCGUCAGGGCGCAAUCGCAACGGCACGCAAUCGAAUCCGUACUUCAACGAGCAACUAGCAGCACAGCCAGCAGGCGGUAAACAACGACAGGCUAGGCCGCUACACUUCCACCCGAAGGGCAAGUUCAUACAGCAAGCCGCCGCGCUGCGGCGGCAGGUUGCCUUGGAGGAAAUGAAGAAACGAAUUGCCGCACAGACCAGGAAGGCCGGUAUUGAGGAUGAAAUGAAUAUGGAGAAAAACCUCGUUGUCGAGGCCCCUCCCGAUAUCGAAUGGUUCGAUGAAGGACUGGUGGAUGGCACAUAUGAAAACAUCGAAGAUGAGUCACGUCUCAAGCUCGACAAGGAAGACACCAUCGUCACUGAGUACAUCCAGCACCCCGUCGCGCUGGAGCCACCACAGGAGAAGAACACGCCGGCCGUGAAGCCGAUGUACCUGACGUCGAAAGAGCAGAAAAAGCUCAGGAGACAGCGAAGAAUGGCGGAGCUCAAGGAACAGCAGGCAAAGAUCAGGCUUGGGUUGGUGCCGGCACCGCCUCCCAAGGUGAAGAAGAGCAAUAUGAUGCGUGUCUAUGCAGAUUCGGCAGUGAAGGACCCGACGGCAGUGGAAAACCUAGUCAACCGGCAAAUUGCGGAACGCCAGCAAAACCACUUGCAGGCCAACGAGGAGCGCAAGCUGACCAAGGAAGAGAAGCACGACAAACUCGCUGCAAACCAGGAGAAGGAUGCCGCCAAGGGUAUCCACGUAUUGGUUUUCAAGAUUAACAGUCUGGCGAACGGCCAGCACCGGUUCAAGAUCCAAAAGAACGCCGAGCAGUACGCCCUUACAGGGAUCUGCGUCAUGCAUCCCAAGAUGAACCUUGUCGUCGCGGAAGGCGGCGAGCACAGCAUACGCAAGUACAAGAAACUCAUGUUGGAUCGUAUCGACUGGACAGAGAACACGCCAUCGCGGGAGGGCAAGACACAGCAACAGGUGCGCGAGUGGCUGGUGGCGGAGAAUGAGAGGGGAGACCUCAAGGACAUGUCGCACAAUGAGUGUAAACUGGUAUUUGAGGGCGAAGAGAAGACGAGGGCGUUCCGCAAGUGGGGGAACAAGGUCUGUGAAUCUGAUGCUGAGGCUAAAGACGCGUUGGCCCGGGCCAAGAUGGAGAAUUUUUGGGCGCUUGCGAAGAGUGUCUGA